Messenger RNA from Mucor mucedo, 330 nucleotides. Its product is annotated as ERV/ALR sulfhydryl oxidase domain-containing protein. Gene Ontology annotation, molecular function: flavin-dependent sulfhydryl oxidase activity; flavin adenine dinucleotide binding. The annotation marks the transcript as partial. The transcript is spliced from 2 exons. The record is from RefSeq and is a predicted model, not a curated record. Gene Ontology annotation, cellular component: mitochondrion. NCBI's taxonomy places the organism in Eukaryota, Fungi, Mucoromycota, Mucoromycetes, Mucorales, Mucoraceae.
UGCCCAGCUGAUUCCGUCAACUUGGGCAAAGCAGCUUGGACAUUAUUACAUACAACCGCAGCUUACUACCCUGAUCGUCCGGCACCUUCACAAAUGGAUUCAAUGAGACUGUUCAUGUCUUCGUUCAUCGACAACUAUCCUUGUUUUAAGAAAGAGUUUAAAGAAUAUAUGGCAGAAGAACCAGUCCGUGUAGGAAGUCGUAAAAAGUUAAGCGAGUGGCUUUGUAAACAGCAUAACAAAGUGAACGAAAGACUUGGCAAGCCUUCGUUUGACUGUAAGUUAGUACUUGAUAGAUGGUUACAAGGAUCCUUAAAACAAUGCGAUCAAUAA